Penicillium olsonii is the source of this 2565-nucleotide messenger RNA. The record is from the annotation of a GenBank genome assembly. NCBI's taxonomy places the organism in Eukaryota, Fungi, Ascomycota, Eurotiomycetes, Eurotiales, Aspergillaceae.
AUGACGAUUAAAGAAACCCCAAUACAGCCCAGUCAGGAGGAGAAACCUCAGAGCCAGCUCCCCAUCCAUCAGCUAGCCCCAGAUAGCGCCCUGGUCUCAUCCCGACCUCCCUCGCUCGCAGGCUCGGCCUCGACACUCGGCGCCAGACGAACCGCUUCCACCUCCACCCUCACCAAUCAGACAAAGGUUGCGAUUCCUCGCCAGCGCGCUGGAAUCGCUCAGCGCUAUAACCGCCGAGUGCCCCGCGCAUGCGAGUCUUGCAGAGCCCGGAAGACGAAAUGCAGUGGCGAUACCCCCGUGUGUCGCCAGUGUCGGGAGUUGAGGGCGACAUGUAAUUACCCGCAAGGGUGGAGGGAAAAGACCAAAAAACAAGUUGAAAAAUUGUCAGAAAAAGCACAAGAAUAUGAAUUAAUGUUGAAAGAGCUGGGCAAUACGGUGGAGUCUCGUGCGGCGGAACGGAUCAAGAGCUUGCUGGACAAGCAUGGUCUGGACACGGAAGAAUCAUCUAACCAGUCCAACUCCGCAACGCCUCAGGAUGAGAAUCCAGAAAAUCCAGACCAUGAUGAGCCCUCAUCACCCUCGUCCAUCGGAUCCCUGGAGGCGAUUGAUCGAGUGGAAGAGGAUCUGAACCGAUCCGAACACACAAGGGCCACCGGUUACAUGGGGAAGAAUUCAGAAAUCACCUGGAUGCAACGGCUGCAAAGGGAAGCAAAUCAACGCGCCCAGGGUCUACCAGGCAGUUUGGAGCCUGGCCAAGAUCGCCAUGCAGACAACGAAUUAUCCCUCCACGCAGUUAACUACCACCUCGAUGAUUUGGACAUUUCCGUGUCUGGUCCGGUACAACUAUACGCCAUGCCUUCUCGAGAAGCAGCAGAUCAUAUGUUCGAGGCCUAUCUAACUACUGUGCACCCAUUCUACCCCAUUAUCAACAGGCCGCUGUUCGCAGCCCAAUACCGGACAUUCUUCGAUAGCGCUGCUCGACCCGGUGACAAGUGGCUUGCUAUCUUGAACAUGAUCUUUGCGAUAGGCGCAAAAUAUGGUCAUUUGAGCAGCGCUCCGUGGCGGGGAGAUGAGAAAGACCACUUGGUGUAUUUGACCAGAGCUCGCAUUCUCAGCAUGAACGGUGAUGUCCUGUUCAGCCACCCUGAUCUCCAGCAGGUUCAAGUAGAGGGUUUAAUUGCCUUCUACCUUCUGGCAUCCGAUCAGAUCAACAGAGCGUGGAGAAUCUCAGCGUUGGCGGUGCGCUCGGCGAUCACCCUUGGUAUUAAUAUGAAAAGCAGCGCACCAACCACACCGGAUCUGUCCAAGGAAGCCCGCUACCGCGUCUGGUGGUGUUUGUAUACCUUUGAGCAUAUGCUUGGAAUAAUGACUGGCCGUGCAACUUGUAUUCAAGACGGCGUUUGCACCUCGCCCUUCCCAAUUCCAUUUGAAGAAGAUCAGUUGCAAGCCCCGGGGGCUCUCGAAGUUCUUACCAACUCGACCUUGCGAGACGAGCGAAUCAACAACGUCGUAGCCAGUUCCUGUAUCAGACAAAUGCCACUCAACCCGGCGAAUGGCAAGGAAGCCACCAAUCAUACCACCGUCCGAGACACCACAUGGAUUAAGAGUCUGCCGAUCAGCUACGGGCUCGUUUACCUAUACUACUGUGAUCUGGCAGUCGUCGUGCAGGAAAUCGUCAACAAAGUCUACUCAGUAGACUGCGUGAUGGUACCCUGGUCACACAUCGAGAAUCGCAUCGGAGAACUCAGGUCCCGGACCGAGAUGUGGGCAUCAAGUCUCCCUCAAGCGCUCGACUUCACCCGCACACACGAAGAUGGACCCGACAUCCUGCGGUAUAAGCUGACACUGGCACUGCAUUACUACAGUGCGCGCAUCACACUAGGACGACCCUGUCUCUGCCGGCGCGAUGCACGCCAUGCCGGCCCUAACGCAUCUUUCAGCCACGACAUGGCAGUCAUCACUCUGGAAUCCGCCUGGCGCAUGCUCGACCUUAUCCCCGACGAGCCGAACGCCAUCCAAUUGUAUCAAGUCGCACCCUGGUGGUCUGUCCUCCAUUAUCUCAUGCAGGCAGCAACCGUCCUGCUCCUGGAGCUAUCAUUCGGCACCGUCCACAUGCCCGAAGAAGAGAACAACUUCUUCCAACUUUCCAAGAAAGCCACACGCUGGCUCUUCGCAAUGUCCGAACAGAGCAUCGCCUCAAGGCGCGCCUGGCAGCUCUGCGAUCUCAGCCUUCGCAAAUUAGCCCAGGGCAUGAAAUACGACGUCAGCGACAUGCCUCAGUACCCCUACCACCCCGAACCUACCACCACCAUCGGCGCAGAAACAAAAGAUGACCCCAUGGCUCCCUCUGUGGGUGAUUAUUGGGGUCCCCAGUUGGAUCACCUCCCUGUAUCGGUCCCUGCGCCAACACCCGGUGAAGAUCAUUACACCUACCCGACCAUCUCUACCACGGACUUGAUGUCUACGUUGAGCGCCGAAGCCCAGGAUUCAUAUUUCCCUUAUGAUCCAAUUAGUGGGGAAUUCAUGCGGUCCUUCUUCCCUCCAAACAAUGAGACUGGCGAUUAA